AUGUGUUGGGACGAGGAAACGUGGCGAGAUGACGCGACGCGUGGACAGAGGGCGCAGGGUUCGCGCGCGCCUGUUUCUGAGGAUCCCGAAAGUGUUUUUCGGGCAAGCGCAGCUGCUGCGUGCGAGGGAUGGCACACGAUUGCUCCGCUUUCUCUUGACGUUUUGGCAGCGCUCGACGGAGCUGAAGGCGACCGCCGACAGGCAGGCAGGUGUGAGGAGCCUCCAGAGAUUCCGCAAACGCGGCAGACACAGCCUUGCGUCUCAUGCUCGAGGUCUUCGUCUCCCGGCUCUGGGGAAAGUUCGGACACCCGCCUCCGAGAGAAGGACGGCGGAGAACAAGACGACGGGAAUUCGGGAAGUCACCCUGGCUCUGGCCCCUCUGUGCGACUGGCGGGGCUUCCUGGAGAGGGCGCCCGGAGGCUUCCGAACCAGACGCGCGCUCCCUCACACACUGUCGGGUUUUGUGCGCCGCCUCUUUCUUCCUCUCCCGUCCUAAAGGCGGUGCGUUUGUUUGUCUCCGCAUUUGCGUCUCUUCCUUCUCGUCGAGAGUCGUGCAGCGUCUGCGUUCUUCUUCCGGAGGCGUGGCGGCAAGCUCAACGUGGAACUGCCGCGGACAGCGCAGAGGCGCCUCGGCCGGAAGCGAACGCUCGCGGAGAGGAAGGCGAGGCAGGCAGAGACAAUUGCGCCGCGAGCGCAGCGGGGGAGGCAGCAGGGAAGGCAUGCAUGCACGAUGGAAGUGGCGACAGUGGGGGCUUUCCGGGACCUCCAGAGAGGCGGCGCGCUCGACAAGGAGACUUCGUCGACGUGUUGCUGGGGCCACGUGCUUCGUCGAUGUCUUGCCAAACCUCAGACAUCUUGGUGUGCUCCGCCGGCGAUUUGCGGCGGCGCCUGUUGUCAGUUUUCGACGCGCAACAACCCGUGGGGGAGCGGCGCCAGCGCAGGGGGCUCGUCGCAUCCCAGCGGGGAGAGGUGGAAACGGAGAAGAAAGAGAACGACGCGAAACAGGCGGAGGACGACGCAGAUCCGCAUGGCGCGGAGGACGGCAGGCGCAGGCCAGGCGAGGGCAUUCGUGAGGCUGCCGGUCGGCGUGAGGGAGACGAGAAGGACGAAGAGAAACCAGAGAAACUGAUGUGUGGGAAGCUGAACGAACGAGAGAGAAGACAGGGAGGAGAGGGCGACAUGCCGUGUCUUCUGCAGAGGCAGCCGGGAGAGACAGACAUCUCAGACGAAGAGGACCGGUGUUUGACGGGCUGUGGAAGCUCGGGCGCGUCACCAGGAAACGGAAGCCUCCCGGAACGGAAAGGCGUGGCUGUGAACACCCAACGCCGCCUUGUCCUCGUCGUUCCUAUCCGGCGAAGUCGCCUUCCGCCGAGUGCGUGGAAGCUGCCGUUGCGCGGCAUUCAAAAGUGUUUGAGGAAAGGAGAAGGUUCAGGGUUUUCGCGGGUACUGCGCGAAUGCCGCCACCAGCGUCUCGUCCCCGGCCCCGCGCUCUCACUCAAUCUCGGCGACGAGCUGGAAGAGACACUUCAUCUUUUUUGCCUGUGGACACAAGGUGGACGCCGAAUGGCUGAAGAGGCGCCGGAUGCACAAGGCAACGGCGCAGCCCCUCGUGGUGCCGGAGAGGCCAGUGCGGGGCGCGAAACAAGAACGCAAAAAGAAGGAAAAGAAGAGAGAAUAGCAGAAGGAAAAGAGAGAAUACAAGGAGAAGACAGAAUACAAGAAGGAGAACAAAGAGAGAGAGUCGAAGACGGAAACCAACAAGGAAUGGAAGGGGGAGAAAUAGGAGACAAAGGUCCAGAGAAUCAGGAAGGGGGCGAAAGCGGAGAGUCACGGGAAGCGGGAAGGCGAGGCUCGACCCAGGGGGUGAGCAAGUGGAGCAUCAGUAUCGCGCUUCUGCUUCUUCCUUCCAGCGAUAUUCUUUUUGGAAACGCGAAAGGGCUUGAAUGGAGAGCCGACGAAAUUCGCGCGACGCAGGCAUGGCUUUCGCGUUGUCUGGGGACCGAUUCCGACUCCAUUCGUGUCUUUGCGCCUGUCGCUGCCGCUGCGUCGAGGCCCCUGGGCGGUUCCCCACGGAACGCACCGAACCUCCAGGCCGCGCCAGAGGCGUUCGCUGCGUUCCGCGCGUCCUCGGAGCGGUCGCGGAGUGCCUGGCGCCUUCUGGACGGAAUCCCCGCGUCGGCGAACGGGCGAGAUAUCCCGUUAGACGGACAGAUGUUCUUCGACGCUGCACCACCUCUGGACGGUCUUCGCGACGCGUGCCUCACCUACCAGCGAGCGGCCGGUCUGGUCGUUCUUUUUUCGCACCCCGAUUUUCGUGCCGGUGCCCAAGAGGAGCUGGAUCGCGCCCUCUCCAGAACGUCGCUCUAUCGUCUGUGGGUUGCGCGCCAAUACGCCCGCUGUCUUCAUCCCGUGGACCGCUUCAGCCGUCAGACUCAGAUAGCUGCGCUGCGGCGCGCUCUGACGCGCUCUGUCACGCCCUGUAACUCGACAACGGGAUCGACUGAGAACCCGCAUUUGCGCGCAUGUCUUCUCUCUUUUUCCGCUUCCUCCGGCUCCUCACUCGAAGGGGGAGCGAACGCGGAGAGACAGGCGACUCUUUCCCAGGAGCUCGGCGGAGAUGCCGCGACGAAGCGCGGCAGCCUCUCACCAGCUGCAGCGGAACUCGCCGGACCAUCCGCGGUGCGGCGCCUCGCGGCGGAGGCGAAUCAGCGGGCACAGGCAGCCGAAUUAUUUGCUGCGGAUUCUGGCACAUGCACUCUGGCGCGUCUCCUGGUGGAGAAGGAAGCGAAAGAUAACGUCCUCCAGCAAACCCGCAGGCUCGCCGCAGUGGAACUGAGAGCCCACUUCCACCAGUCGGAAGCGCGCGCGAUGCAUGCGCACUUCAUGCGGGUCUUUGCCCAGGCGCCGAGUCAACGUUCUACGAGCGGUCGCCCCACGCGACUCCCGGCCAGGGAGCUGGAUCCGAACGCCACUCUCGACGAAAGAGAAGAAGACGAAGAACCAGAGGAGCGAGACGAAGAGCGACAGGGAGAACCCGCGGACGGAGAAGAACAACGAGAGGAAAAACGAGAAGACAAAGGCGACGCAGCACGCGAGGAGCGAGAAGGCGCAGCCAAGGAAGGCCGAGGGAGAAUCAACGACGGGGAAGCACGAGGGCCGACAUGUGGAGACGUGGACUGCCUGGGUCGAGAGGCGAAACAAGGAUGUAGAGGCCUAACGAACGAUGCAGAAGAGACAGCGUGUCGGGCCCCGACCUUGGCGGCUUGCGAGGCGAGAACGCCGAGUUCGUUUCAGUCGGACGGAGCGCCAAAGCAGGCAGAGAACGGAGACGAAUCGGCUGGCGGAUGCGGAGCCCACCAUGAGACAUAUACACCUCAGGUGUCUGGCGAGGUGUUGAAGCAGCGCGAGCGGCUCUGGCGCGCUCAGCAGCUUUUGCGGGGCCCUUGCGGAGAACGCUGGAAGGUGGAGGAGAGGCCGAAGGGAGACACGCCAGACGCGCCUGAGUGCCGCGAGACAGGCCAAAGCAAAGAUGACGCAGUCGACCGUCUGCUGCGUCUCUACGCAAAGCGAAAUCUGGGCUCGAGGGAGAAUGUGGAUCGACAAGAGCGCCUCUUCACUGUUCGUUUCGGCCCGUGCAAAGAAAAUCCGCUGCACACGUUCAGGCGCCUCACGCACGUCAUGCUCCUUGCCUCUGCCUCUCCGAGUUUCGUCCAUGGGCCUCGCGCUGACACUCUUUCCGAUGCGUCCGCUGCCGUCUCGCUUCGUGGAGGUUUCGCAUCUCCGAAUGCGCACACGCUCGCGCGUCCUCUCGAGCCCCUCUCACGGUUUCCGGCUCCUGCUGAGACAGCUCAGAUCGAGAGCGCAACAAGCCUUACCUCAGACGCUUCAGUCCGCCCGCGUUCCUGCGUUCAACAUGCGCCGCUCCCCUCUGCCGAAAGAAGCCGCGCCGCGUGGACGCUUCCCCCAAACCCCUUGCUCUCUUCUUCCUCUCGAUCGCGUUCUCUUCCUCGGAUCUCGCGCGGUCCAGGCCUUCCCUCUUCUUCUCCAGAAGUGCCAGAGGCCUGCAUGCCUUCACCGCCGAUGCCGGAUUCUCUUCCGGCUCCGGUGCCGCUCCGUUCAUCCCCUCUGGCGGCUUGGCUAGCCCAGUGCAUGUGCCUGCAAGUCGUCAAUUCCCUCUGGCUGCUGCUGGUCCUCCAAAACCGCAGCGUCCUCUCGCCGCGCACUUCCCUGGCGACCUUCGCAGCCGUCGUGUACGCCGUCAGCGAGCCGCCGGGGCUCCGCAGGGCUCUGCGCAGCUUCCUCGCUCGACGGGGACCAACUGCAUGCGCGGUCGCGGACGCGCAUGCAGCGGCCGAGGCGCUGGAAGACGCCAGCGAGACGAGAGGUCCGCGGGGCGGUGUAGCGCCGCUCCAAGGAACGGGCCGAGGGCGAACGCGCCGGCAUCGGGAGGAACUCAAACGCAGAGAGCGGCAAAGGGAAGCCGUGCGGCGAGCGACGCGCGACUCCCUCGCCGCGGAGACGGCUGCCAGAGGCGCCGUGUGUCCUUUUAAAGCGCGAGGUUCUGCGCACCUCCAGGAGCUCCUGGCCGCUCUACGAAAGCCUCGACAUAAACUGCUCUAUCUCCAGACUAAAUGCGGCGUGGACAUCCCCGUCCCUCUCACUCGCCGCGCCGUGGCCGCAAGCGUGGAGACUUGCAUGCUGCUCGCAGCUCGCGGCCGGUCGCAGCGCCGUCUGGAGAGAGACCGACCGUCUCCGUUUCUCGGCCGUCGGCAGACAGAGACGCUUGCGCCGAGCGAGAACGACGUCGAGCAAGCCGGUGAGGCGAAUCCGGAUCUGGCGCCUCUUGCGUCUUCUGAAAGAAGAGACACGGCGGAGGUGUCUCCGCCGUGUCCCCCCGCUGACGCAACGCCCGUCCGAAACGCGCACUCCUCGGACGGCGCUUCAUCUCUCCAUGCCGAUUCCCCAUUUGCGAACUUGAACCGCGACAAAAUCGAACCAGGGGGAUUUGUGUUUGCGAGACGCGCCGACGCCGCGCUCUCUCGAGGGGGCUGCGGUCCGGCUGCCAGAAUCGACGAGGGCGCAGCCGAUCAUAUCGGCAGUUUUUCCGGGGUGGAGACGAGAGCGCGCACGGUGGAAGACGCGUUUGCCAGGAGAGAGCCGUGCGAGUGUGCAGGCGCAUGGAGGAAAGUGAUUCUUCGCCAUACGCUGCAAGUGCUCAGGCAGGUUGCUCAGCUGCCGACGCGUUCUGGCGGAGGCGUCGGACAGGAAAUCAUUGCCAAAGCAAACCAAGCGGCCCAACUCCUCGCUUCAACAUGUCUCGACUAA
Molecule: messenger RNA, 5325 nt
Organism: Neospora caninum
Lineage: Eukaryota; Apicomplexa; Conoidasida; Eucoccidiorida; Sarcocystidae
Exons: 6
Coding region: 1-5325 (1774 amino acids)
Source: RefSeq, a predicted model, not a curated record